Messenger RNA from Coregonus clupeaformis (lake whitefish), 1907 nucleotides. Its product is annotated as protein arginine methyltransferase NDUFAF7, mitochondrial. Gene Ontology annotation, biological process: mitochondrial respiratory chain complex I assembly. The transcript is spliced from 10 exons. Gene Ontology annotation, molecular function: protein-arginine omega-N symmetric methyltransferase activity. Bases 349 to 1719 code for a protein of 456 amino acids. NCBI's taxonomy places the organism in Eukaryota, Metazoa, Chordata, Actinopteri, Salmoniformes, Salmonidae. Gene Ontology annotation, cellular component: mitochondrion. The record is from RefSeq and is a predicted model, not a curated record.
GAAGGCAAGACGUACUUGCACACAAUUGUAGGUACCUAGCUUGUUGUAGAUGUCCCAUGAGUUCUUUGAGGAAUUAAGACAUUAUCUGCCAAAGUCAGUCAUAUAAAUAUGGACUACAGUUUGACAUGUUAUUGCAUGUAUGAAACGAGUUAACGUUAGCUGAUCCUCGAGAUUGUGCUUUUAGUUGCCUCUAUCAUGCUACAUAUGCAGCUAUCGAACUACGUUAGCUAGCUAACUUGAUAACACGAGCUCCUGCUUUGAAAGUCAGACUUGAUGACAAUUUCUGAGGAAGUACAGUACUGUUACAGUGGAUAAUUGUUUUAGUAUUGUAACUAGAUUGCUGUCUCAAUGAGGACACUUAGAGCACUGCAGAGAUUAAGCAGAGUCCCUGUCUGCCCUUGUCCACCACCAUUAUCUGUUAGAUCAUGGAGCGUGGCACAGAGCCAAAGUUGCUCCAGCAGUUCAGCAGAGAAACCAAUGCCAUUAAACUCGAUGCUCAGACACCUAACCUCCAAGAUCAAAGCCACAGGUCCUAUCUCAGUGGCAGAGUACAUGAGAGAGGUUCUCACCAACCCAGUCACGGGCUAUUAUAUGCAGAAUGAUAUGCUUAGGCCAGAUGGAGAUUUCAUCACAUCACCAGAAAUUAGUCAGAUCUUUGGGGAGUUGCUGGGGAUCUGGUGUUUGAGUGAGUGGAUGGGAGCAGGGAAGCCCAGUCACUUCCAGUUAGUGGAGUUUGGACCAGGAAGAGGCUCCUUGGCCAAUGACAUUUUCAGAGUGUUCAGUCAGCUGCGUGGGGCCCUGGGUGAGGCUGCAGUCUCAGUGCACCUGGUGGAGGUGAGUCCUAAACUGAGCCAGGUGCAGGCCCAGUGUCUAACAGGAGACCAGAGCCAGGUGUCGGCCAGCGAGGAUGAGCCUGUGUACCGCCAGGGGACCACCACCACAGGCCUCCCCAUCUCCUGGUAUCGCAACCUGGACGAUGUCCCCAGAGGCUUCAGCAUCUACCUCGCUCAUGAGUUCUUUGAUGCCUUACCCAUCCACAAAUUCCAGAGAACAGAGAAGGGCUGGAGGGAGGUGAUGGUGGAUAUUGACCCAGAUGAGCCAGGCAAGCUGAGGCUUGUCAUAGUGCCAGCUCCCACUCUGGCCUCUACUCAACUCAUACAGGCAGGUGAAAAGAGACGGCACGUGGAGGUCUGCCCGGACGGAGGGGUCAUCGUCCAGCGCCUAGCCAAUCGGAUCGCCGAAGACGGGGGUGCAGCACUGAUUGCUGACUACGGGCACGACGGGACCAAGAUGGACACGUUCAGAGGUUUUAAAGGUCAUAAGCUCCAUGAUGUCCUAGCCUCCCCCGGCUCUGCUGACCUGACUGCUGACGUGGACUACAGUUACCUGAGGAGGAUGGCUGGAGCUACGGUGGCCUGCAUGGGCCCUGUCUCUCAGAGGGACUUUCUGAAAAAUAUGGGCAUCGAUACACGCUUACAGGUUCUGCUGAGGAACUGUGCAGCCCCGUCCACAAGGUCCCAGUUGAUCCAGGGCUAUGACAUGCUGACCAACCCCCUGAAGAUGGGCGAGAGGUUCCAGUUCUUCACCAUGCUCAACCACAGUCGCCUCACCAGGACCGAGCCUGAGGAGUCCAAGGGGGGGAAGAAGAUGGCCCCAGUGCCCAAGAAGGGCCCAGCACCCCUGCCUGUGGCUGGCUUCAGUGAGCUUGGCCUCUCGUAAAGAACGGACCCAGAUACUCACCAUGGGUUCCUCUGCACUGCAGAGGCUGUGUGUCAACUCACCUGUGAAGGCACUUAAAAGUUGCACCCAUAAAUGUUAUACUAUACCUUGCUUAUACAUUUACAUUUGACGUUUUAGUCAUUUAGCAGACUAUCUAGAGCGACUUACUUAUUUUUAUACUUGUUUCG